AGUGAGAUUGCUCCACGGCAGACACCUCCUGAGAAGAUGCACUGAAGAGAAAGUAACCUCUUCGUUUUCUGUUCAUAAACAGAAUCUAAUCAUGAGAAAACACCAGGAAUACCCAAAGUGAGGGACCUUCUACAAAAUAAUUGGCCUGUAUUGUUCAAAAGAUCAAUGUCGUGAAAUACAAAGACCCAGAGAUUGUUCCAGAUUAAAGAAGACUUAAGAGACCUGCCCAUUGAAUGAAACAUGUGAUCUUGGAUUUCUUUUGCCAUAAAGGAUGUUAUUGGGACAGCUGAAGGGAAUCUCAGGAAGGUCUGUGGAUUAAAAAUAGUAUGCUUCAGUGUCGAGAGAAAGUAAAUGUAGGAAGUGUGACCAUUUGGGGAAUCUUUUAGUGCUGUGCAGGAGUUUUCUGUGCUAUUCUUGUAACUUUUCUGUAAAUCUGAACUAUGUCCCCCCCCAAACAAAAUAUUCAUUGUUCAUUUCUGAUAGAGGCAUGCCAGUGUUCACUGUAGUGUUCUUUGAACUAUUCUGUAUAUUUUAAAUAUUUUUGUAAUUAAAAGUUGGGGGGAAAGUAAUAAAGUCAUGUUCUAAAUAUUAUGUAAUAUAUAGAGACUUGGACAUCAUUUAGAAUAUGUAAGUCUCUGUGUAUUUCAUAAUAGGGAUAGUCGAUGCAAAUUAAAAGAUGAGUAGAAAUGACUUAAUGAGUAAAGUCACUCAGUAGCAUUUUUGAAUCCGUGAAAUUCGCUUUUGUUUCCCUUUGUAUACACUGUUGCCAGCACAGUAUCCCAUGCAUCUUAUCAUCAGCCUGAUACUUGCUGAAUGAAUCAUGCACGAGAUGGAGGUUCUUCCUCUCUCCCUCCUUCCCGGGGGUUCAGAAUAACCAUUUGUGUUAUUCACAGCACUUUAUAGACAUGCCCACUGUCAUCUGAAUUGAAUUAGCCUAAUCUGAUAAAACCUAUUGAGAUUAAAGAAACUUUUUUUGAGUGUGUUUAUGUUUAAAGCUUAUGCAGUAUUUCAAAUGGAAUUUUGAACUCCCUGCCUGAAUUUUUUUUUGGGGGGGUGGGUGGGAAGAACACAUCUUUAACAUGGUAAAAUGCAGCUCUCAUUUUCAGGUUCUAAAAAAUUAACUAGAGGAUGCAUAUGUCCUCUGGUUUUCUGUUUAGAGUCACUUGUAUAUGAUCUCAUAUUAGUCUUUAUGGAAGUAGUGAUUCAAUUUAGCAGACAUUUUUAGCCAGCUAAGCAGAAUUCUCAGCCCUGAGGAUUCAAAGAUGAAUGAGAUAUAGUUCACGAACUUGUGCAGGAAGUUAUUGUAUGAAGACCUUGCCUCUGCUAAAAUCUUCUCUCAUGGCUAGCUUGUCAGAGAGGUUAGAAUAGGUGUCCUGGUGUCGCUGUUAGGAGCAGGAGACUGGCACAAUGUGGGUGAGGUGGUGCCGAAGCACAGAGAUGGCAGAAUGAGCUGUGAUUCUCUGACGUGCCAGCGCCCGGGGCUGCCUUUCACUGGGUUUGACGGAAGACCCUGCCAUUCUCACUGUUACAGGCAAAAUCAGACAGUACAGAGGAAUUGAUAUCAAGGUAUGCAAUUGAACUGUGGCUUCUUCUGCAGGCAACAUUGCAAGCUAUUAGGCUUUAGAUUUUUUUUUUUAUCUUGGUCUAGUAAUGAGAGAGAUCUUUAUAAAUUUGGCUGUGGAAACACAGAUUUAGGGUAAGAGCAGGAUUUUAUGAAAUGCAGAUCGAUAAAGAGAAAAUGCAGGUUAUUAUCAAAGGGGACUGGGAUGAAUUAAGCUCACGAGGCAGUGGUCACUGCAGUUUUUUCCCUUUCGCUGGAAUGACCCCUUCCUUCCCCUGCUUCCUUCCCACUGUCAGUCUGGCUGUUGUCACAGUCAGGUUUGUCUCCUUAGCUGAUGCACGCCCACAGGAAGUCUUUCAUCUGAGCGCACUGGGCAGUGCUUCAGAAGGACACCUCCUCCGCCAGCGCCCCACCUUCAGACAGGUGUACCUGCCCAAGGCUUAGCUGGUGUUGCCCCGUGGGGUUGCUGUGAGACUUUCGGAAGCUACCAUUCCUCACUGCUCCUGGGGGAGAAGAGGCGGAGAGCUAGCCGAGGUCCUGCACCUGCCUGCAGGGCUUCCCACGAAUCCCCUGCGCCUGGCCGGGCAUUCCCACUCCGCCCAGUGCUUCUCCCCGCCCGCCCCUCCUCCGGGCUCCUGGGAGCCACUCCCUUCCGGGUCCUUCCCUGCUGAUGCUGGGCCAGGAGCUUUGUGUACACCCCUGCACUUCAGCUCAGACAGGGCAUGUCUGCGGCCCCGGCCCGGCACAGCGUGUCCCCUGGGGGCCUGGGCCGGCAUGGCACCUCUGGGUAGGGGGUUGGGGGCACCCCCAAGGAUGAUCCCUUAGGGUGAUGUUGUGGCUGUGGGGUGACUUCAGCAAUGUCCCUGAGAGACAAGGGCAGGGAAGAAGAAUGUUUUGAAUACGACUGCCAGGAAGAACAGAGGAAGCCCACCCACAGACAGCAUGACUCCCAGGACCUCUUGGAAGAGGUUUUAUGUGCUGAAAGAGUUGGCCAGAUGACUAAGACAUAUAAUGACAUAGAUGCUGUCACUCGGCUUCUUGAGGAGAAAGAGCGGGAUUUGGAAUUGGCCGCCCGCAUCGGCCAGUCGUUGUUGAAGAAGAACAAGACCCUCACGGAGAGGAACGAGCUGCUGGAGGAGCAGGUGGAACACGUCAGGGAGGAGGUGUCUCAGCUCCGGCAUGAGCUGUCCAUGAAGGAUGAGCUGCUUCAGUUCUACACCAGCGCAGCAGAGGAGAGUGAGCCCGAGUCUGUUUGCUCAACCCCGUUAAAGAGGAAUGAGUCGUCCUCCUCAGUCCAGAAUUACUUUCAUUUGGAUUCUCUUCAAAAGAAGCUGAAAGACCUUGAAGAGGAGAAUGUUGUACUUCGAUCCGAGGCCUGCCAGCUGAAGACGGAGACCAUCACCUACGAGGAGAAGGAGCAGCAGCUGGUCAACGACUGCGUGAAGGAGCUGAGGGAUGCCAAUGUCCAGAUUGCUAGUAUCUCAGAGGAAUUGGCCAAGAAGACAGAAGAUGCUGCCCGCCAGCAAGAGGAGAUCACACACUUGCUGUCGCAAAUAGUGGAUCUGCAGAAAAAGGCCAAAGCUUGCGCGGUGGAAAAUGAAGAGCUCGUGCAGCAUCUGGGGGCCGCGAAGGAUGCCCAGCGGCAGCUCACGGCCGAGCUGCGUGAGCUGGAGGACAAGUAUGCUGAGUGCAUGGAGAUGCUGCACGAGGCGCAGGAGGAGCUGAAGAACCUCCGGAACAAGACCGUGCCCAGCACCACGUCCCGGCGUUACCACUCGCUGGGUCUGUUUCCCAUGGACUCCUUGGCAGCGGAGAUUGAGGGGACGAUGCGUAAGGAGCUGCAGCUGGAAGAGGCCGAGUCUCCAGACAUCACUCACCAGAAGCGUGUCUUUGAGACCGUGAGGAGCAUCAACCAGGUCGUCAGGCAGAGAUCUCUGACUCCUUCCCCCAUGAACAUCCCCGGCUCCAACCAGUCCUCGGGCACACACUCCCUCCUGUCCAGCUGCGUCAGCACCCCGCGGUCCAGCUUCUACGGCAGCGACGUCAGCAACGUGGUCCUCGACAACAAGACCAACAGCAUCAUUCUGGAAACAGAGGCCGACCUGGGAAAUGAGGAGCGAAGUAAGAAGCCGGGGACGCCAGGCACCCCCGGCUCCCACGACCUGGAGACCGCGCUGAGGCGGCUGUCCCUGCGCCGGGAGAACUACCUCUCGGAGAGGAGGUUCUUUGAGGAGGAGCAAGAGAGGAAGCUCCAGGAGCUGGCGGAGAAGGGCGAGCCCCGCAGCGGCUCCCUCACGCCCACCGAGAGCAUCAUGUCCCUGGGCACCCACUCCCGCUUCUCCGAGUUCACCGGCUUCUCCGGCAUGUCCUUCAGCAGCCGCUCCUACCUGCCCGAGAAGCUGCAGAUUGUGAAGCCGCUGGAAGGUUCUGCCACCCUGCACCACUGGCAGCAGUUGGCCCAACCUCACCUUGGGGGCAUCCUGGACCCCCGGCCCGGUGUGGUCACCAAGGGCUUCCGGACACUGGACGUUGACCUGGAUGAAGUGUACUGCCUUAACGACUUUGAAGAAGAUGACACAGGUGACCACAUUUCUCUCCCGCGCCUAGCUACCUCCACGCCAGUUCAGAACCCAGAGACCUCAGGUGAGAGGUCCCGAGCACGUGUGACUGUCUCAGGCAGCAGAAGUUACCCGAGCCGGCCUCAGGCUUCCCCAGAGGAGAUGCAGGAGCCGCCAGCGGCCACGGAGGAGGAGGAGGAGGAGGAGGAGGAGGAGGAGGAGGGGUCUGCACACCACCCUGGGAAGUGCAUGUCUCAGACCAACUCCACCUUCACCUUCACCACCUGCCGCAUCCUGCACCCUUCGGAUGAGCUCACUCGGGUGACGCCAAGCCUUAACUCAGCCCCAACUCCAGCUUGUGGCAGCGCCAGCCACUUGAAGUCCACGCCAGUGGCCACACCAUGCACUCCACGGAGACUGAGUCUGGCUGAGUCCUUCACUAACACCCGUGAGUCCACGACCACCAUGAGCACAUCCCUGGGGCUCGUGUGGCUAUUGAAGGAGCGGGGCAUUUCUGCUGCCGUGUACGACCCCCAGAGCUGGGACAGAGCCGGCCGGGGCUCGCUGCUGCACUCCUACGCGCCCAAGAUGGCCGUGAUCCCCUCCACCCCGCCGAACUCGCCCAUGCAGACACCCACAUCCUCCCCGCCCUCCUUUGAAUUCAAGUGCACGAGCCCCCCCUACGACACCUUCCUGGCGUCCAAGCCGGCCAGCUCCAUCCUGAGGGAGGUGAGAGAAAAGAACGUCCGCAGCAGCGAGAGCCAGACCGACGUGUCGGUCUCCAACCUCAACCUCGUGGACAAAGUCAGAAGGCUCGGCGUGGCCAGAGUGGUGAACUCAGGGCGACCCCACAUCCCCACCUUGACUGAGGAGCAGGGACCCCUCCUGUGUGGGCCCCCGGGGCCAGCGCCAGCCCUUGUCCCCAGAGGCCUGGUACCCGAGGGCCUGCCCCUGGGAUGCCCCACUGUCACCAGUGCCAUCGGCGGGCUACAGCUCAACAGUGGCAUCCGGCGGAACCGCAGCUUCCCCACCAUGGUGGGGUCCAGCAUGCAGAUGAAGGCCCCCGUGACUCUCACCUCAGGCAUCUUGAUGGGUGCUAAGCUCUCCAAACAAACUAGCUUACGGUGAGGACCGCAGGGGCCGCUUGCCCUGGAGGAGGUGACGUUCUCCUGCCUUGCGCCCUCCUCCCGCUCCGCUCCUCCCCGGGGCGCACUCCCUCCCGCUGCCCUUCUCUGUCCACCCCCUCCUGAGCUAGACAAAUCAACCUCGUGCCUAAGGGAGGAAGAGUGGAAACUUUGUAAAAUGUGUACAUAGGACUUGGAGACCCCGUGUCCGCCCUGCUCCUUCAGAUCCCACGGGAAACGCGUCUGCACUGUCAUCACGCUCACGAAGACUUCACCUGUGCUCACGUGGGGGAAGGUGGGGUCCUUUCCUCUUUCCUUUUAGCAGCACUGAAACUCCCAAGUGUGUUCUUAUCCUAUGGAUAGGAAACCGGUGAAUUCUGUGGCUGGCACACCACGAGCUGUCACGCGGCACGGGUCAUAACACCUCGCCUCACCCACCCUGUAAGGAGCCUAAGCAGCCUCCAUCCUCAGCCACGUGUGGCUGACGUGGCUUUGCUGAUCGGAGGGCUUUUCUUUUUAUGGGUGGCCCAGCUUCUUGAAGACCUUCGCUGCUCCGCCUCAGUGGACAGUCGUUUCUUUUCUGAGGUGUGACCUUUUGUUUUCACGCCUUUCCCUUGAGGUCAUCCUGUGUUUUGUGAGCAGCCGUCAGGCCCGAUGUCCGACCUGAGAGAAUGUAUUUAUGGUCCUGCUGCGUUGUUCAGCAGCCCGUCCGUGUUCUGUGUGAUCUGUUUUAUUUUUCCUUUUUUUAAUAUGCAGGGAAGUCAUGGUACUGGUAGUGUAUGUUGUCUGUGUGGUUCAAAUAUGCAUUUCAAACACACCAAGCCGCUAAACAGAUGGCAGCUUUUUCUGGGACCCGGUGUCACAACCAAAUUGAUGUAAGACCAGACCCAAGACACCUUUAACAAUAGGAUUAAAAGGAAAAAGGAUAGGGGAGAAGCUUAUUAAAGAAAUCUGUCAACACCAAUUUGUCACAAGCAGGCAUAACAAACUGGUUUCAGGGACAACAAGGCUUGGGCAUUCCGCUGGCUCCAGUGCCACCUCUGGAACCCGAGGCCGGCCGGGGUGCGGUCGCCGUGCGGUCUCCGAUCACGCCAUUCAGUGCCCACACGUUCUGCCUUCUUGUCUGACAGCAGCACACGGUCACAGCAGGUGUUUUCUUUCCCUCCAAAGCCUUUUUCUCCCCGUGCCACUUUUGACCCUUAGGAAAAGACACAGGUGCUUGCGAAGAGAACCAGGAGGCUGGUCCUGUUGCAGUCGCCGAUUCGGUUUUAAACUUUUAUUUAUUAUUUCUGUCUGCCGUGUUUUAAAUACACAUUCUCUUUCCUUCCAGUUCCAGUCAUAGUGUGUCUGUGGCAUCCCAGUCCAACCACAUAACUUACUGAUUCUAAUGUGAGGGCUGCACUGUACAUCAUGGGGUCCCGUGACACCGUGCCCCAGACAUUUAUGGAAGGAAAACAUCCCACAUAAAUGAAACUGUCACUCUGUGUCCUCCCCACCAGCAGAAGAUGCAUCCUUCCACUGAGUGAGGGUAACCUCAUGCCCGCCAAGGAUAAAGCCCCUAAGGAACAAGCUUCAGUCCCACGGUUUCAGACUAUUUAUUCUCUGAACACAAGAGUAUCGGUUCAUUGUUCUCAGCUGUCCUGACUGUUGUAUGUGUGCACUCACUGCAAGUAACUUAUAUCUUUUUAUUUGAAUGUAUUUUAAAGCAGUAGGUAGAAUAACAAAGGAAUAUGAAAAUCAUAGACUGAACGGACCAGUUUAUGUAUUGAGAGAGAGGAGGCGUUCGUCAUUGCCAGAAAUAUCAUGUAAAAAUUGGCAGUUCAGAGGUUGCAACAUUUACUAUAGUAAAUAAACAGUCACCAUUGUGCAACCACUACCAAAAAGUGUGUUGUAAUGCAUCAGAAAUCAGCACAAUUUCAUUUGCUGAUGAGUAUCAAUAAAAUAAGUUCAAAUGAUGGAAACCACA
Molecule: messenger RNA, 7209 nt
Organism: Sapajus apella (tufted capuchin)
Lineage: Eukaryota; Metazoa; Chordata; Mammalia; Primates; Cebidae
Gene: TRAK1
Product: trafficking kinesin protein 1
Exons: 15
Coding region: 2419-5247 (942 amino acids)
Biological process (GO): endosome to lysosome transport; anterograde axonal transport of mitochondrion; neurogenesis
Cellular component (GO): dendrite
Molecular function (GO): GABA receptor binding
Source: RefSeq, a predicted model, not a curated record